Molecule: messenger RNA, 500 nt
Organism: Microdochium trichocladiopsis
Lineage: Eukaryota; Fungi; Ascomycota; Sordariomycetes; Xylariales; Microdochiaceae
Exons: 2
Coding region: 122-298 (58 amino acids)
Source: RefSeq, a predicted model, not a curated record
UUCGGGCUUUGGACUUUCUAGCGUCUAUAAAGGGCAAGGUCUUGCACCCCAAGGGAGAUUUCCAUUUCCGUGAUCCAAACAAUACCCCAUUUUCAGCCAUCAGAUCAUACCACGAAUCAAGAUGUGCACCAAGACCGUUUCCGUGACAAUCUAUACCUGCGGUGAUAGGUUCGAAGAAGAUGUCUCCUUCGACUCAUGCGACAAUACUUCCGCAGCUGGACACAGCGUAACUACUAAGCACCUCGGCUCCAGCAGGAAGAGGACUAAGUGUGGGAGGUUUAACUGCAGUAACCCCUGAUUUUACAGUACGGUCCUUACAAGGAGCUCUUUGGGGGAAUAUUAGGAACUGUUGGUGGACCUUGAAAUUUGGCCGUUUCCUUCCUUUCGACCACGUUCUUGAACAGCUUCGCGCAGUAGUGCAACUCUUAUGCCCUGCAAUCUUCUUCGCACACUCAUUUACUAUAUUACGCUAUUUAUGAAUAUAGACUAUCCAGUCGAGU